UCGUAAAACGGUAUCUGCUGUUGUGGUGGAAACGGAAACACAUAGAUUGGCGGAAGCCAAGACAGCUGGAAGGAAGUAGAAUUAAGUGUAUACAAUGGAGGCGGUUUCAUUACGCGAAUUAAUUAUUAAAUAUAGUCUAUUAUUUUUAUUUUUUGAGAUAUAGUGGUCAAAUAAAAACAUAAAAACAUUUAAUCAUUUACUUACGCUAAAGUUUAAAGGCAGAGUGAGUUUGUUACUGUAAUUUUGGUUGUAUUGCAGCGCACACAAAAUAGUUUGGAGACCGAAACAGCUGCAUUUAGAUGCUAUUAAGUUUAGUCGGGUCUGUGUAACUACUGUACAGCUAGAUUUUCCUAUCGAGGCACCAUCGAGUAGCGUGUGUAUGCUGCUGCUUUAUUGCACAUGGUUCAUAUUUAAAUAAUAAUAUUUAAAUGAACCCACAGCGACUUUACUGGAUGCGUAAUACAAACAGGCAUUAAAUUUGUGUCGAUGUAGAACACAGCAUGUACGAGUCUGAUUCAUAUUCCUGGAUACUUGGGGAUAUUGCUAAUAAUGAUAGACGUGCAGUGAAACUAAGAAAAAAAUCAAAGGACAGAAAACGCGUAUUUUAAUGAAGAGUUCCGGGUUUUUAGUCUGAGACACGAGACUGAAGGUGGUCUGAAAAUGCCCAGAAGGAAGCAGUCCAACCCGCAGCCUGUGAAAUUGGAUUCAGAAGAUGGGUUAGGAGUGGAUAAUUCAGGGAACCUUGUCUUGGAGACUGACUUCCUCCUGGGCCAGGACCUGGAGUUUGUAGACAGCGAUGACAAGAUCAUAGGAUUCGAGAAAGAUUCUGAAGACUCAGGUGCUGAGAUUGUCAUCCCGGUCUACUCUCUGAGUGAUGAUGACUGUUCUAGCUACAACCGGCUUAGCAUGGAGAGCGACGCUGAAGACCCCAGAGACACAGAGAGUGACCAGGAAGAGAAUUCCCACAACACAUUACAGCACUACCUUUCCUGCAAGCAGUGUGGACAGCUGCUGGACAACUCCAUUGGAGGCCUAGGCCUCUCCACUCCCUACUGCCUGAAGUGCGGCGCAGACAGUGCUGACGGAAGGGAACCCGAGGAGGCUCGCGCUGCCAAGAAAAACAGCGGCUCCAACCGGAAGGUCUACUCCUGCAAGGUGUGCAACUUCUCCUCGCGCUACUCCAAUCACCUGAAACGACACAUGAAGACGCACAAUGGAGAGAAACCUUUCACGUGCCCGCACUGUGCCUAUGCGUCAGCGCAGCUCGUCAACCUGCAGCGACACGUGCGCACCCACACAGGGGAAAAACCCUUCAAGUGCGAGUACUGUGCCUUUGCCUGCAACUCCCUGGGCAACCUCAAGAGGCAUGAGCGCAUGCACACACAGGACAAGCAGAACAAGUGCAAUCUUUGCAAUUACCGAGCCAGCAACAGCCGCAUCCUCAAGCGACACAUGAUGGGACAUGAAGUGGAGGAGCCUCCCUUGGAGACUGAAGAUGCAGUUGUCUCAGACCUGACCCUCCAUGUAAAUAGCAGCACUGACUUCCUCCAGAGCUAUGCAAGUUUAAAGCCAGAGAUGGAUUCCCACAGCCUGCUAGACUCUAGGGACGUAACAGAGGAAUCACAGACUCUCCCUGAGCUCCUGUUCCCCUUCACCUGCCGCCUGUGUGGCCUUGUGUUGGAUGAUGGCUUUAUGCAUGAAGACAACUCAUCCAGUCAGAUCUGCAGCAAGUGCAGUCUUGAGGUGCUUUCCCAGGAGACCCCCAGCAGCCCAGAAAAAACUGACAAGGUCUUCUCCUGCGCAUUGUGCUCGUUCAUCACACAUUACCCUAACCAUCUAGCCCGGCAUAUGAAGACGCACAGCGGAGAGAAACCUUACAAAUGCCCGCAGUGUGACUACGCCUCUGCCCACUUCGAUAACUUAAAGCGGCACCAGCGUGUUCACACAGGUGAGAAACCCUACAAGUGUGAUCUGUGUGACUACGCCUGCGGCAACCUGGCCAACCUGAAGAGGCAUGAGCGCGUCCACUCUGGCGCUAAGCCCUUCAAGUGCAGCGUCUGCAACUACAGCUGCAACCAGAGCAUGAACCUGAAGCGCCACAUGUUGCGGCACACUGGGGAGAAACCCUUCAAGUGCCAGGAGUGCUCCUACACCACAGGCCACUGGGACAAUUACAAGCGGCACCAAAAGAAACAUGGCCACUCCACCGAGGGCUGGACUAAACUGCAGCAGGCAGAAACAGGGGACGAAUCGCAGGAAGAGAGACUGCUGCCAAUUUAUAUUGGUGAGCACAAAGACAUGGGGGGCUGUUCAGACCAAAGGUAAGAGCAAGGUAGGGAUGUAAAUAUAAUACAAUACUUGUGGACACCCCAUGGAGUUCACUGUUAUAAUCUGAAUGGAAGGCAGUUUAAAUAAGUGUCUUUCAGUUUCAUAUUAUUUAUCCUCUGAAUAUAUGAUGAGGGUCAUAUUUCUUAAAUUAUUUUUACAUUUUCUGAAAAAAAAUAUAAUUUAAAAACAAAUCAUCCUAAUUUUAUUUUUGUAGGAAUGUUGCAGGAUUAAACCUUAAAUAACGUAUACAACAGAAAACAAAAUGUAAAAUUAAACAGUGUUAGUGUUUAGCUAACAAUAGUAUUGUAAAGCUAACAUUUACUUGAAAGAGUAUCAGUGUUUACUAAUAAAUAGUACAUGUUGUAAUUGUGGAAAAAUUCAGAUCAUUUUAUGGAGUAAGAACUAACACUGUCAUAAAAUAAAAAAUAACUCUGACAUCUUGAAGUUAGUUUGGGUGCAUGCAUUCAUAGGUUCCAGGUUUGGCCAAAAAUGUUUUUAAAAUGGCAAGCUGUUGGUUUGGAUAUAUUCUAAUAGUAAUAAUUUUACUACUAAUGAAACAUUGUUUGUUAAAAUCUUCCAAUGAUAAUUAAUUAUGCAGUAUUUUUUUUUUAUUGAUUUCUGGUUAACAAAUUAUUGUACUACUGUUAUCUUCUGGGUUUUUUUUU
Polyodon spathula (Mississippi paddlefish) is the source of this 2993-nucleotide messenger RNA. RefSeq names its product zinc finger protein 513-like. The transcript is spliced from 5 exons. NCBI's taxonomy places the organism in Eukaryota, Metazoa, Chordata, Actinopteri, Acipenseriformes, Polyodontidae. The record is from RefSeq and is a predicted model, not a curated record. Gene Ontology annotation, biological process: regulation of transcription by RNA polymerase II. Bases 661 to 2325 code for a protein of 554 amino acids. Gene Ontology annotation, molecular function: DNA-binding transcription factor activity; RNA polymerase II cis-regulatory region sequence-specific DNA binding.